UAUUUAUAAUUCCAUUCCUUAUUCAUAAAUCAAUUUAUGUAUUUAAAUUAAAUACUAUCAUGUACAGUUAUUAUAAUGGCGAUCACUUUGGCUGCUUUUUCAUAUAUCGUAGCUUUAAUUGUUGAUGCAUUUUUAAUAAUUUUUACAAUAUUUCACGUUGCUGCAUUUGAUGAAUUAAAAACUGGCUAUAAGAAUCCCAUUGAACAAUGUAAUAAUUUAAAUUCGCUAAUUAUUCCAGAAUAUGGAUUACAUAUUUUAAUCAACAUUUUAUUUUUAAGUAGUGGACAGUGGUUUUCAUUAUUUCUAAAUAUUCCAUUAAUAAUAUAUCACUUAUGGCAAUAUUAUCAUAGACCUAUUAUGUCUAAACCAGGAAUUUAUGAUCCAACUAGUAUAAUGUGUGUUCAAGUUCUUAAAGUUCAUCAAAGGGAAGGAUGGAGUAAACUUACAUUUUAUCUUUUAUUGUUUUUUUACUAUUUAUAUGGGUAAGCUUUUGAAAAUUUAAAAAUAAUUAUAUAAAAUUUUUAUUAAAAAAAAAUAUCUGUUUCUUUUUUUCAGUAUGAUUAUUUCAUUAAGGAAUUAUGAUUGAUUCAUUAUGAAAAUUAUCUUUUAUUAUGUCCUAAAAAAUAUUUAUUUAUAAUUUUCAAUAUAAUGUUUUACUAGUUAAUUUUUUUAUUGUAAAUAUUAAAAAUAAUGUAUAAUUUAUUAAAACAAAUUACAACUUUUUGCAAAAAAUAAAAUUUUAUACUCGAAUAAUA
Apis cerana (Asiatic honeybee) is the source of this 755-nucleotide messenger RNA. It is a transcript of the gene cni, whose product is annotated as protein cornichon. Lineage: Eukaryota; Metazoa; Arthropoda; Insecta; Hymenoptera; Apidae. Gene Ontology annotation, biological process: vesicle-mediated transport. The record is from RefSeq and is a predicted model, not a curated record.